Messenger RNA from Physella acuta, 5162 nucleotides. RefSeq lists its product as uncharacterized. Gene Ontology annotation, molecular function: DNA-binding transcription factor activity, RNA polymerase II-specific; RNA polymerase II cis-regulatory region sequence-specific DNA binding. Gene Ontology annotation, cellular component: PcG protein complex; transcription regulator complex; chromatin. NCBI's taxonomy places the organism in Eukaryota, Metazoa, Mollusca, Gastropoda, Physidae. Gene Ontology annotation, biological process: regulation of transcription by RNA polymerase II. The record is from RefSeq and is a predicted model, not a curated record.
GGCUCAAGACAGUUAACUGGAAUUUUUAGUAUAGGGAUGCUGUUGUAAUAAUAUUCUUAAAACAGUCAAGUGUAACACCUAUACAUUAUUAUGGAUCAUAUGGAAUUCAGCAUUGCUUUGCCAUCUCAUGUUGAGUUCACCAAAGCGGGGAUGGAGUGGAAACAUAUGAAACAAAGAUUACAUGCACACAUUAAUCACAGCUCUGAUGUACAUCACCAGCAAAUUCAAGGUUUGGUGCAAGCAUUUUUAAUCAACAUAGCUGCAGAGCAAGUGCAGGAGGUGUUUAACAUGUUUGGACUGUCAUAUGAAGAGGCAAUUAAGUUUAAUCUCAUUUUACAACAGUUAGAGGACGUUUGCUUGCCACGUUUCCUUAUAAUUUACAACAGGUACAAGUUUUUCACCUGUAAGCAGACUUGCAAUGGUAAAUUCAAUGAUUUUCUUAAAAAUUUGGUCAAAUGGUCUGAAAAUUGUGAAUUUGGUGAUUUAAAGGACAUUCUAAUGAAGGAUUGUAUAAUAACAGGCAUCUCAGAUAAUGCUGUGCGCCAGUGUCUUAUGGAGACAGAGGAGUUGAGUUUUUUCAAGUCGUUGGAAAUUUGCAGAGGUGUGGAGCAGAGCCAGAAGAUGAAAAAUAUUUCCGUGGCAACUGAGGGUACAGUGUGCGUAGACGCCAGCAGUAACACAGAGUCUCAGCAUGUAGAGGUUCCAUGUUUUAAGUCUUACAACGACAUAAGCACCAACACCACAGUUGAUUUUACAAGUGAUGUAGAAAAAGAUCAUCAGAACGUUUCAGAAUUAAAUGUGUUUCAGGAGCUAGAGGAAAAUAAACUACAGAACCAAGCAAUACAAACUGAAUUAAAGAGUAAUGUUUCCACUUUGGCCAGGAGUGAAAAAGAUGUAGAGGAAAAAAAGUUGACAAAGCCAAGAAGGUCCAAACGCUGCAGCCGUACUCAUAAAAGUACAAUGUCAUUUCUUUGUGAUAACUGUGAUAAACGUUUUCCAGAUCAAUUAUCAAUGAAGCUGCAUUUAUGUUCUAAAGAUGAGCAGAAGAAGCAGACUGUUAACUUAAAAUGUCGAGUUUGUAAACUGGUUGUGACAGACAGGAGUGCUUUAAUAAAGCACAGGUUAGUCCAUAAAGGUGAGAAAAGAUUUAAAUGUGAAACUUGUUCAGCUAAUUUUAGCAACGCCUCCCACUUAAAAGUUCAUAUAAGGCUCCAUACAGGGGAACGUCCUUUUACUUGUGAUACCUGUGGGGCAUCAUUUCCUGAAUCCUCUAAGCUGAAGUCGCACUUGCGCAAACACACUGGAGAGAGACCGUUUACGUGUGAAGUUUGUCAGAGAAAAUUUGCUUGGACAGCAGCUUAUACUAGACAUUUACGUACACAUACUGGUGAAAAACCAUACACUUGUGAGUUCUGUGGGGGGAACUUUGCAGAUUUUACAUCACUUCAGCGCCACAGGCGAACUCACACAAAAGAGAAACCAUAUUCCUGUGAUACUUGCCAAGCAAAGUUCACUGACCCUUCUGCUUUGAAGUUGCAUAAAAGAGGUCACACAGGCGAGAGGCCGUACACUUGUCAGAAAUGUAAAUCUUCAUUUGUACGGUCUCAACACUUGAAAGAGCACAUGAAACUACAUACAGGAGAAAAACCUUACGAGUGUAAAACCUGUGGUGCCAAGUUUGUCGAAGCAUCAAAACUGAAAAGCCACAUUCGCAGACACACUGGUGAAAAACCAUAUUUAUGUAAAAUUUGUGGCACCAGUUUUGCUUGGACGGCGGCUUACACUAGGCACAUGAGGACACACACUCGGGACAAGCCGUACUUUUGUGAUUAUUGUGGAUCACGAUUUGCCGACCAUUCCACUCUCACUCGUCACACAAGGACUCACACGGGAGAAAGGCCUUACGUCUGCAAGGAUUGUGGAUCCAAUUUUGCGGAUAAUUCUUCUUUAAACAGGCACAUGAGGAUUCACACGGGUGAGAAAUCCUAUGUUUGUGAAGUUUGUGGAUCAUCGUUUGCAGUUAAAUCCUACCUUGUUAGACACAUGCGUACCCAUACUGGAGAGAAACCAUAUCACUGUGAUACUUGCGGGUCAAAGUUCACUGAUUCAUCUAAACUUAGCCGGCAUAAGAAAAUUCAUUCAAAAUCUGCUGUGAAACAAACUGUUGUUGAAAAUCAGGAAUGUGAAGAACAGGAGGAGCAGUUUGCCCAGCUACAACCUUUACAUCUGGUACCUCAAGACUCAGAUCCUCUGCAGCUUCACCACCAGCACCUCCUUGACUCCCACCCAGCUGAACAGACACCAGAAGAGCAGCACCCCAUGACCUUAAAUGAAGAUUUGCAGCACCCACUUUUACUGUCAACAAACUUAAUUCCUCUCACUCAUAUGCUACCAUUUAAUGCAUCAAUCAUUUCUUAACUUUCUGUUUCUAAUUUAGAAAUUUACCAAAAACAGUAUGCCAAUGGCAACACUAUGUUGAGAGCAAAUAAGAAACAUCCAUUACACCCAGCAUCAGAUGCAACUGGCAAGGGAGAUGACUUUGCAGUGGUUUGUUCUGACAAUCUUCAAUGGCUCAGCAAGGAUUUCUCUCUUUGGAACAAGCUCAAAGCUCUCAUGUUCAAGAAUUUUAACCCCAAGGCUGAGGCCAAAUCUGCAUUUUUUCUUGAGCUGAAAACAUAUUUAGAUCCUCAUAAUUUAAAUAAUGAAUUGGGGAUUUCGGAACCAGAUUUCAGUAAGUUGGAUGAGUUCUUGGCUAAAGUGGAAGAUCAUUGCUUGUCUAGACUAUUUUCAAGGCUUGAAAUGCUAAAACUACUGACAUUUGAUUUUUGCAAAGAAAUUAACAAAAAAUGUGAUAAGAAAUAUGUGGAAGUGUUUAAUGUAGUGUCAACAUUUUGUGGUUUGGAUAGAUUGCCAAGUUCUUUCAGAGAAGAUUUUGUCAGAUUUUGUUCUGGGAUUGAAGAGAAGGAUAAACAAAAAUUAAUUAAAAAUUUGUAUACACAAAAUAAAAGCAGUGAAGCUAGUGAGAUCAGCUGUAAGGUCAAGAUUGAACCUGAAAGUGUGUGUGAAAAUGAAAAUAAAACUGACAGUUUACCCAGGAGUAAAAGAAAUAAUAAAGCUUUAAAAAUAGAACAGAAAGAUGCAUUAUCUAACAGGGGAAACUACUCUAUUGUGAAAAAACUCAAAAGAUUAAAUCAAAGUGAAGAACUAGCAUCAAAUAAUUUGAAUAUUAACUCUGAAAAAAUCUGUACAGUAGAACCAUUACCCACAGAGUUGAAGAACAAAUUUACAAGUCUGAGAUUACAUAGAAAUACAUCCAUUGCAGAUGAUAAAGACACAAAGGCAACUACAAUUCUAAAUUUUGCUUGUCAAUUGUGUGGGUUGGACUGUAGCAGCAGCAAGGUGUUAAAAGUUCAUUUAAAAUCCCACAUCAACCAACACAAAUGUUCAGUUUGUGGUUCACUUUUUAGACACAAAGCUAGCCUGAAACAGCAUUUAGAAAUGCACAAGAAUUUAAACUCAGGAGAAAAUUUAAACGGGCAGGCACAAUCUGAGUUAGAGUUGAAAUCACAUAAAGAUUGUCGGAAGACAUAUAAGUGUAAAAAAUGCCAGGAAGUGUUUACAUAUUAUCCAGCAUAUGAAACCCACAUACGAACGCAUUCAAAAACCUGUUACUUAAAAUGUGGGAUUUGUCAUAAAUUUAUUAAAGGGCAGGCAAAGCUGAAACGUCAUGAGCUCGUUCACACUGGCCGAAAACCUUUUUCAUGUGAGUUCUGUGGUACAGCUUUUGCCGACAAGUCACAUUUGAAAGUACAUCGCAGAGUUCACUCUGGAGAAAAACCUUUCAAAUGUCUGAGGUGCGAUGCAGCCUUUUCCGAGUCUUCAAAGCUCAGAAAUCACCUGCAAACUCACACAGGUGAGAAAUCAUUUGUCUGUGAGUUUUGUGGCGUGUGCUGUACAACGCUGUCCAGCUUAAAAAAGCAUAAGAGAACUCACCCGGGUCAAAGUUCAUCCAGUGAUUUAACUUCCACCGGCGACACGUCAAAUACAAAUGUGAAACUUCAGUCUGGUGAAAAGAAACACAACUGUGAGAUCUGUGGUGCGUCGUUCACAGAGACAGCUAAACUCAAACGGCACAAAAUGGUGCACACAGGUGAGCAACCUUUCUCCUGUGAGGUGUGUGGUAAAAGAUUUGCGGAUAAAUCCCACCUGACCGUACACCUGCGCAUCCACUCAGGUGAGAGACCAUUUAAAUGCACCUUCAAAGACUGCCUGUCGGCGUUUGUGGAGAAGUCAAAAUUAAAAAAUCACAUGCGUCGACAUACUGGUGAAAAACCUUACAUAUGUGAAGUAUGCGGCACCUCAUUUGCCGUGUCGUACAGUUUGAAAUCCCACAUGCGGACACAUACGGGAGAAAAACCUUAUAGCUGUAAGAUCUGCGGAUACUCUACCUCACAGUCGUCAAACCUCAGAACCCAUAUGAAUGUUCACAAUGGGAAAAGGCCACACCCCUGUGACAACUGUGAGGCCUCGUUUAGUGAACUCUCCAAACUGAACAGACACAAAUCUAUUCAUUUUGAUCCCACUGAAAAUGAAGUGUCGGAUCCCCAAUCUCAAUUAAAAGAAAAUGGUAUGAAUGAAAAUUAUUUAAAUAAGGAAACACUUCAGGAAUUAAAGGGGGAUAAUUUUCACUUCUUUGAUACCAUACAAUCCUCUGAGCAUGGUUGUAAUAUUAAUAUUCAUACUAAUGAACAAAUCAAUGGCAAUGGUUACAAUUUUGUUCCUGCUCAUAGGGACGACUCAGACAUUUCCCAAGCUUUGUCUCUGAUUAAUGCACACCAGUAUGCCCUAGGUUUGGGGACGUCAGACACCCACUUAGACACAAACUUCCUUGGGCCCAACUGCCAGUCAGGUACCCCCUUUCCACAGUCAAGUAGUCCCGCUCAUAAACUUCCAGUAUAUGAGAUUGGGCCCCACGCCAUGGAUAAGAGAAAGCUGUAUGUGCACCAGGCACUGGAUGCCUCAAAAGAGGCAGAGAGCUUAGGGGGACUACCUCUAGAGCCCAUUCAUUCAUUACCAUGUCUGGCUCUGAACAAGGACACUUACUUUACAGAUGCCUGUCUGAAUGUAGAUUUGGGAACUUUAUAAUGGGUAAAUGGUUGGUU